CUCGAGCCGCCGUGCCUAGCGGCCGCCGAUUAUUCGCCCAAGCCAGACAAGGACGGCUACGUUCAUCUGCUGCUGUUUUGCGAACAUAACACCAGCAGCAGCAGCCGUGGCGGCGGCGAGCGCACACAUAGCGAGCGAUACUUAUAACUUAUACACAAGACACGGACGGCAAAGAGACAGCAAAAAAGUUAUCGCGACACAAGAGAGAGAAGAGAGUGAGAGAGAGAACGAGAGAGACCGCCCUGUGCUGCUGCUCUGUGACUUUUGCGACUGCUGCAGCCAGGCAAGAAGAGCAGCGCACACGGACGACGAAAAACACAGCGUUUACAUUUUAUUUUUAAAAUACGCCUCCGACCCGAGUGCGAGGACUGCGGGGAGUCAUACGUCGCGUAUUCGUCGCGCGAGCGGACUCGAUAGUACUUUGUACGCUCGGUGCAGUCAGUGUUUGCCAAAAAGAACAAUCGCGAGUGCAGCCGAGAAGGAGCAAGAAAAAGUGGAGUUGCGUUUAUAAUGUACAAAGAAGACGGUGCAUUGUAGGCUUGCAGCGCGAUUCGCGAGUGCCUCCGCGAGUAUAUAAUACAUAGCGCGGCUACUCGCGCACACACCAGCAAGUGUAUAUCUACAUGUUGUUAGUUAUAAUACGCAAUCCGCGAAGGAAAGGCCAGCAGCAGCAGCACGCCAACUGCUCGGCAGCAACUCCUCGGCAGCGCGCCGCGGAGGAGGAAAGAGAGCGUGAAGUGUAUUAACGAGGAGAGAGUGCAGAAUUGCUAAGCUCAUAGCCAUGCACUCGAGCUGCGAGCUGCUCGGCCAGAUAUAUUAUUGCUGCUUUAGAGAAACCUAAGCCUGAUGUUCUCGCGCUUCGAUACGUUGAAUAUCAAAAAGUCCGCAAGAAGAGCGUUUGUUCAUACGUGAGUGCGCGCUUGAUUGUGUGAGACAGUGCGACAGACGAGUGCUUUUUUUCGUCUGUUUUUUUUUCGCUCCUCGUCGUGCCAUUGCUGCAUUCGCGCGAAACGACACAUACGAUACUCGACCAAGAGCCGCAGAUCGUGAUAUGCUCCAAGCGGCUGCAGCUGCAGUGCGGAAAACGAUGACGAGGAGCUGCUCGUGUAGCGGCACAACGACGACAACGACUGCGACCAACAUAGCGACAGACUUCAGCGAGAGCUCCGAGACGGGGAUGAAGAUGAUGACACAGCAGCACAAUAAUAACCGAUGUUCUGCUGACGAUUGUGUCGUUGGUCAAUUCUUGCAGCUAUGACUGGCCUAGCCUUUUUCGGCCUGGCCGUCGUGCCUAGCCUGAUUAUCAACAGGCUCAAUUGCUGCUCCGGUUUUGGAUUAGUUUUGCUACUUCUGCAACUAUUUGCUAGUUGUCAAGCUAAUCCAUUGCCAAGCAAUUUCCACCAUGCCUCCCUUGGUGCUAAUGUGCCAAGCGAGCAUUGGGAAACCAGUUGGCUUAUGUAUGGCAUAAGUUUGCUGGGGAUCACAACGACAACUUUUACUCUGGUUGGCUGCUUAUGCUGUCGUCGUAAACGACCAAAAGGGUUUAAGGAGAAUUCUGAAGGAAGUGUAAAUAAUAAGGAAUUCAAGGAUGCUUGCACGAUCGAGAACGACGCGUCUCUGCCGCAGAUGCAGGGCCUCGAGCUGCAGGUACCGAUCAGCACGAGCCUCAACGAGUGCGUGCAGUUCGAGCCGAUCGCCGUGGAGCGCAUCGUGCCCGAGUCGCUGCUCGGCAACAGCAGCAUCAGCCACAGCGGCCUGACCCCGUCGCCGAGGCCCAAGCCGCCCGCGGCGCUGCAGCAGCAGGACAACACCGACUGCGACAGCGAGUCCGACGCCUCGACCCUCAAGGACUCGUGCCACGAGUGGUUCCAAAAGACCGAUCUGCACGUGCCGCGCGACAAGCUCAAGUACCUGCGAGAAAUCGGCCACGGAUGGUUCGGCAAGGUCGUCGAGGGCUGCGCCGACAUUCAAGCGCUUCAUCAGAACAAGUCGCCAGUCGUCGGCGGUGCAGUCAACAACUUGGGCAGCAACGUCGUGGUGCGCAUCCUGACGGAGGAGGCGACGGCGCGCGAGAAGGCCUGGUUCCUCGGCGAGGCCACGCCGUACUUCAAGCUGCGCCAUCGCAACAUCCUGUCGCUGUUCGGCUCCUGCCUCGAGUCCGAUCCGUAUCUGCUGCUGUUCGAGGCCUGCCCGCUGGGCGACCUCAAGGGCUUCCUGCGCACCAACCGAGACCUGCAGUCGCGCCAGGCCCUCGUCAACGAGAACAUGCCGACGAGGAUCGCCAUCGAGGUGGCGGCGGGUCUGCGCCACAUGCACGAGCACGGCCUGACCCAUACCGAUCUCGCCUCGAGGAACUGCCUCGUCGCCUCGGACCUGUCCAUCAAAGUCGGCGAUUACGGGCUCGGCGUGGAAAAAUAUCCUGCCGAUUAUUACGUGCUCGGCGACAGAGCACUGCCGAUACGCUGGACGGCGCCCGAGACAAUCGAGUGCACGGAGACGACAGUGCAGACGCGUGAGAUCACUGUGAGAGCCAACGUGUGGAGCUACGCGGUGCUACUUUGGGAAAUAGCUCGCUGGGGAGAGCGGCCUUACGACGACUUGGGCGACGAAAAAGUCAUAGAAUCGCUGCUUUCGUCGUCGCGCACUCCGGCGGACAAAUUGGCGACGGCUCGCACGCUGCUCGACAACUGCCAGGGCUGCGCCAGCAAUCUGAUCGAGGCGAUCGAUGCCUGCCUCGUGCUCGAGCCCGAAAAGCGGCUUCCUCUCGAACGCGUGAGACACGUACUUUUGCGGGAACAGCUCGAAUCGGAAAGCUCGGACUUCGAGCAGCGUUGGGAAACUUUGCGGCCAAACACAGCACCGCAGACGCCUUUCCAUCAGCAGCUCCAACAGCAGCAACAGCAACCGCGAAGUGCCAGUUUACAGAAUCUACGAGGUAGUCUAGAUUCCGAGCAGUGGCCGAGCUUCACGCAGACGCUUACGUCGUUCCGUUUGGGUCCCGAAGAACCAGUGAAAAAUGUGCCACGCUCUUUGAGAUUGCCCUUCCGUGAAUCUGACUCCGAAACCGAGGAAGAAAGUUGGCGUGGUCGUGUCGAGCGCGGCGCUUACACCGAAAAAGUCAAGCAAAAGAGCAAAUCUGUUGCCGAUCUCAUGGUUCUCGUCCAUAUUGAACCAGAAUCCGAUGCCGAUCUAUCGCUUGGACCUCAGAUAUCUAUGUCGGACAAGGCAUCAUUAUGUAAAAAAAGAUUGCCGGUUACUGGCAGUGACGGUGACUUACCUAGUGCUGUGUUCCACGAUCAGUUCGAUUGGGCGCUAAAAAAACUUCGAGACCCGUUGUCUAUAGGCAACAGUUUGCGUGUGCCUCGAUCGUUGAUAUCUGCAGAUCGACCCAAGUUACUCACUCUCACAACAGACCAUGGUCAAACGCCGAUUCUUCGAUUAGCAGUCGAUUCAAAAGACGAAAAUAUUGCCCACGAAGUUACAGAAGAAACUAGUACCGUCCAAGCUUCAAACAUGUCUUCUUCACCUAACGUCCUAUCCCCAACAGCACAUGUUUUAACGUUAUUCCCUAAAGAUGAUACAAAUCAGUCCUUACUGCGCUAUAACGACGAAGCUUCUGAAACUCCUGCCUCUGGGGGUGCUAUCGCUGAGCCUGCACCUUUAUCGGAUAUUGAAAAAUCACAAUCUACGCUAGCUGAUAUUACUGAGCCGAGCGAAGAUGAUGUUCCACCACAUUUAGCGAAAAACAUUCAAGUGACAGAUUUGGACGAAGAAAGUGACGCAGAGCAAACAGUUGUAGUAAACAAACCCAGAGUGCAAGAGGACAAUAAUACAUGGAACGAGGCACUCACUACGGCUUUGGAACAAAAAACCGUGGCUCCGAGCGCUUCCAUUACAACAACUCCGACGCACAAAAAUGAAGCAACGAACGAAGAGACAAUAACUCCGUCGCCUCAAUCUCGAGCAGAAUAUUCCGCUGAAGACGUCGAGGAUGAGUUUUCGAACGCCGAGGAUCUUCCUGGUUUGUCAAAGCAUCAACUACCAAUGGAUGAAGAAGACGACCGAAAGCGCAUGUCAACACCAGACGAUGAACGAAGUUCGGAUUCGGGCUUCCGUGAUAAAGAGUCAUGCGAAGAGGAAGAGAGUCCUUUGCCCGGUCCCUUGCCUAAACUCGAUAGUGUUUCCCAACCUGACAAUGCUGAGGAAGAGCAACUUCGUAUAUUACUCGAGCUCGAUACGAUACUCGAUGCCGAGUGUUACGGUACUCUUGGCGAAUCACUUGAACAGAAUCAGCAACAGCAGCAACAGAUGCUUGAUAAAUCAGCAAGCUUAGAGAUAUCUUCAAAUUCAUCAAAGAAUCUAUCGGAUAAGCCAGAUAUUGAAACAGAAACUGAGAGCUCUGACACAGUACAGUCAUCGAGUGAGGCCACGGUCAUUACUGAGCGCGAAAACAUUCAAAUUGACAAGUCCGCAAGCGAUGAUACGAACGUCAGUUGCUGCGUUCUUCUAGAUUCGCAGCCAAUAUUAGAUUCCGAUUCUACGUCUGGAGGUGCUGGUGCGGCCAAUACGGGCAGCGACGAAAUCAAUAAUACUCAGGCUAAUCUCGAAGAUGAGGAUAGUUCUACCAUGUCAAUGCGUAGUGAUAACUCCUACGUUUCAUUUGCUAUGGAUGAGGAGUUUGUCGCUGCUAUUAGAAACGAGUUGAGGGAAAAACUCCCUCAAGCUCAAACAAGCAUCGUUGAACAACAGGAUCCGCGCGAUGAUGAUGAUCCAUCACUUGUCGGCGAUGUAGACAAUAGAAACUGGGACGACGAAGAUGAACUUGGUGAUCGUAGUGGUACUAUAGAUAUAUCCAUUAGGUAUAACUCUUUCGGAACACCUCUUAGUCCGAUAAUGGAAGAACGUGAAAAUUCAAAUAAUUCUGACUCCACGAAUAAUAAAGAUGAGUCGCAAGAUGCUUCGACUGCAUCUAAAGGUAAUGGUAGUUCAAUAUCAGAGGACGACGUACUCCUUAUCGAUACACAAACGAAUCGAGCCACGCUUGUGGAAGGUGUACCGGCAUUAGCUCACGAUACGGAGGAACUAUCCAACUGUAACGAUAGGGAGAAUACAGAAUCUCAUCCACAAGUGACUCCUCAGCACCAAAGAUUCGGCGGAAUAGUGUCCGGUUUAUGUACAGGGGCACCUAUGCCCAGUCCCGAAGAAGAAGGAAACUUGUGGCAUACAAAUCAUCAGCUAAAUAAUUUAUCGACUCAAUUGGAGGACAAUCUCAUGUCGACAAGUUUUGCUAGUGAAAAUUGGGAUAGCGAGGACGAUGAGCCAGGCAGCGAAAGUUUGGCAAACGAUCCGGACCACACGCGUGACGAUAACGAUGACGACGAUGAUGAUGAUGACGACGACGACGAAGGAGAAGAUGGUCCGAUGGACGAAGAAGAUGAAGAAAAAGAUGACAAUAGUUCAAGUUCAGGAGAAUUCGUAUGGAUGGAGUUUAAUCAGAGGGAGGGAAAUGAACACGACAGUCCGUCAGUAAAAAAAUCAACAAGGGAUGAUGAUGCCACUAAUGACAUGGAAGAAGAUUCCGAAAGUGACGGAGAUGAAGAAGACGAAGAGGAUGAAGAGGAAGAAUUUACUCCGUCAGCAUGGGAUGCAACUUUAGCUCCUCAUCGUUCGGCAUUAAGAUCGCCCGAUAAAUCUCAAAGAACAGGGGAUCAGAAGAAGAGUGUUUGGUUUAAAAAGCAACGGUAUCAUUGUGUUUACGAGUAUCCUAAAGAAACGCCGCCAAUGGAAAACAGUCCGGCUGUACCUUACUGGGAGGCUACUUCAUACUCAGACUGGGAAGAACUGAUCAAUAACAUGGAUAGAUUGAAUUUCCAACCGAUGGAUUAUUUUGAAUCUAGCAAUACCCGUGCAGGCGCAGAGGAGGAAUUCUUUGUUAGCAGUUCAAACCGUCCCUUCCAGUUUCAGCCAAAAUUUGCCAGCCAAUUUUUCCCAGGUGCUAGUGGUUCGUCGCAAGAUAAAAAUUCGACGCAAGAGCAACAGCAGCAGCAGCAACAACAGACACCAAGACCCGAAGAAUCGCCAUUUACAAGCGAUAGACAACAAUUGGGUGAGCUGAGACACACGCGAGAUCGUCUGACGCUGAACUUCGGUUUAGCCAAUGGCAAUCGCAUAUUACCAUUGUGCAACCCAGUAAGGCACCAUCACGCUCUUUUCAAUGACGACGAGGAAGAAGAGGAAAAUGGCAACGAGGUUACCAAAACAACAACGAUAACAGAGCAACCGCAGCAACAACCGUCGACUGAAAACUCGGCGAUAAUACAAACUUCCGUGAAAACGUCGCCGUCCGACGGGCCCGCGUUACCCAGCGCAGCCAGCCUCCAAGAGUCCAAAAGUAACAGUCGUGAUGACCUCCAAUCCGAUUAGUUAUUAACCUUUGUAAAUGCGAGCGAGACUUACGUAUAAAAAGUCAUUUGUGAUGUUUUCGUAGUUUUUCUUCACUUUCAAGGUUUUUAGUUUUUUUCCCGUUUGGAAAAAAUGUAAUAAUGUCUAAAAAAGUGAGAUAAUUAAUAGGACGGGUGAAAAGCCAACUCAUUUGUACGAAGCUUCGAGAGUUUAUAGAAUUUUUAAUACUACGAUGUACGAUAUAGAGUAGAUUAUGAUGUAGCGUGUGAUAAUUGAAUGUUGUGUAACGCGUGUGAUUUUACAUAGUCUAGGGAAAAAUUUAUGUUAUCAUGUGUCAAAAAUGUUUAUUUUCUGUACUAUAUUUUGUUUUUUUUUUAAUAACACAUAAAUGUUUUAGUUUUGUUGUUUCUGAUUGAUGGCCAACGUUUACCAAAUGUAUCGUUUCAGGGCCGUAAUACGUAUUCGUAGGUAUUUUUCAACUUAAAUAUUUUAAAGGUAUAACGUUAUUUAUAUAUAUCGUGAUAUAAUCCAUAUCUGUUUGGUUUUUGAUUUUUUGCUUCGUUUUAUUAACUAUGUUUGAUAGUUAACCAAAUUUUCGAGGCGAAAAAUCAAAAGCAAUCAACAAACAUAAUACAGUGUGUUCCUAUGGUUAGGAGCUUUUUGUAAUAUUAAUUAACGACCGUAGAAUUUAUUCAGUAUCUCGUACUUUUCAACCAGCGAAACGCUUCGUGUGAAAAAUGUUGGAAUGAGAUGAAAAAAAAAACCAGCAAACGUUGUCAAAGCAAAAUGUCUAGAAAUAAAAAGAAUAUCUCUGAUCGGCCAAAGUCCGUCCGGAAGAAUCUCUGCGGAUUCCUUUUUUGUAUAUAGUGGAACGCGAUUCAACAUAAAACGAGAAUCGAAUCAGUCCACGUGGUGAUAAAAAUCAAAUUUAGAAAUCAUGUCACUUCGAAUAAUUUAAUUCUAUAGAAUUUGUAAAUAUAAAAAUAGUGUAAUGCAUACCUCCUUUUACCACAUAGCAGUUCAUCAUGAUUGCACUAUUGUAAGAAAAAGUUGGUAGUGCCUGAAGCAUUGAAUCCAGUAUCAUAAUGCGAUCGGAUAAUAAUAUCAUUCGUUGUUGUAACAAUCGUGCGAAAUUCGCCACGUAUACUCAUCCGGUGUUUUGUUAAUUAAUAUAUCGAUUCAUUGAGCAUAUAUAUUUCGUAUACAUUUACAUAGCUCUCUACUAUAUUAUCUAUUAUUAUUAUUACUUAUUAUUACAUUAUUACUAUUAUUAAAGUUGUAAUCAUUACUAAGAAUCCUAUUAUCUGCAUAAUAGGAAUCUCGCGAUGAAAAAGGAAAAAAAUGUAUAGCCUAACGAUCAGUCUUCAACUAGGACGUUGUUUUAUUCGUACAUCGAUGUGAAAUCUUGUUCAUAUACUUUAGUAAAACACUUGAGUUUUUUAUAUUAUGCCGAGCGUAGCGCGUUGGGUUCUAAUUUAUAAAAAAUUAUAUGUAUAAUCAUGAUGACGGAGACGGGUCCAUCAAUCUUGUAUAUUCGCAAUAUUUGCGAGAAUUAAAAGGAAAGAAAAUCAAGAAAAUUAAUUAAUUAGAAUUUCGUGUAUCAACUUGAUUUCAUUUAAAUAAUGGGCCUAGUUAGAAAACACGAAUACCAAGAUAUUUUUGUUUUAAUUUUGAACAAGACUAUAAUUUUAAUGAGACUUCAUCGUCAUCAAUAAUUCAAAGAUUACGAAAGUUACCGUAUUAAUUACUUUUUUAACGAUUGUAUCUGUAUCAAUACGAUCUAUUCUAGUACUCACCGCAAUCAUUAUUCGUCAUCAUAAAAGUCUAUAGCAUACUAUUUGAUUGUAGGACAAUUAAUAUAUUGUUAUACAUAAAUUA
Messenger RNA from Trichogramma pretiosum, 8280 nucleotides. RefSeq lists its product as uncharacterized. Gene Ontology annotation, biological process: protein phosphorylation. The record is from RefSeq and is a predicted model, not a curated record. NCBI's taxonomy places the organism in Eukaryota, Metazoa, Arthropoda, Insecta, Hymenoptera, Trichogrammatidae. Gene Ontology annotation, molecular function: ATP binding; protein kinase activity. The transcript has 17 exons. The coding region runs from base 1255 to 6423 and encodes 1722 amino acids.